GCCCCCGCGCGGCGCACUUCGGCGGGGCUUCGGUUCCCGGCGGCCCUCGCGGCAGGUUCCGGGAUAAGGGUAGUUCAUGAUGGCGGGGGCUGGUUCCGCCACUGUGUCCGGGGCAGGGACGCCGGUGGCGGGGCCCGCAGGCCGCGACAUCUUCGCCGAGGGGCUCCUCGAGUUUCUGCGACCGGCUGUGCAGCAGCUCGACUCUCACGUCCACGCCGUCAGAGAGAGCCAGGUAGAGCUGCGGGAACAAAUCGACAACCUGGCUACCGAGCUGUGCCGUAUCAAUGAGGAUCAGAAAGUGGCCCUGGAUCUCGACCCCUAUGUAAAGAAGCUCCUUAACGCCCGGCGACGAGUUGUCUUGGUCAAUAACAUUCUGCAGAACGCCCAGGAGCGGCUGAGGCGGCUAAACCACAGUGUUGCCAAGGAAACAGCCCGAAGGAGGGCAAUGCUGGAUUCAGGAGUUUACCCCCCUGGCUCCCCAAGCAAGUAACAGAAGAUGGGCCUCAGAAUAGCCCAAGUACUAUUCCCACCUGCCUCAUUUCCUUCAGGACACCCUAUUAACCCUGGGACAUCAAGGCAAUCCUAUGGAUUGUUUGAAGCACUUAACAGCUUGUACCCAUUUAUGUGGGGGUCCACGGAAAUCUGUUCAGCAGGACUCGGGAUCCCAAAGGAUUUAUUCCAGUUCUUCCUUCCAAGAAUGAGCUGAGACCUCUACAUUUUUUAAAGGUACAUACUCAAGUUUCACCUCUACUUUCAAAUCUAGUUAACCAGGGAGGGGCUUCUUGUUACAUGGCUGGCAAAGUUGGUAGUUGUUGGGGCUUGGGCAGCACACCCUCUACCUGUGACUUCCCAUUUUCCUGUUUAUGCUUAGGAUUUGGAGAGGGCAGGCAGUCACCCAUCCACCCUGUUGUACAUUUCACUGGCUUGAACACAGUAGUCUUACUGGAACCAUUUAAUUCAAUAAAUGCUUAAACAAUA
Molecule: messenger RNA, 978 nt
Organism: Myotis lucifugus (little brown bat)
Lineage: Eukaryota; Metazoa; Chordata; Mammalia; Chiroptera; Vespertilionidae
Gene: SNAPIN
Product: SNAP associated protein
Exons: 4
Coding region: 77-490 (137 amino acids)
Biological process (GO): regulation of synaptic vesicle exocytosis; lysosome localization; synaptic vesicle exocytosis
Cellular component (GO): BORC complex; BLOC-1 complex; synaptic vesicle
Molecular function (GO): SNARE binding
Source: RefSeq, a predicted model, not a curated record